Molecule: messenger RNA, 1500 nt
Organism: Cylindrotheca closterium
Lineage: Eukaryota; Bacillariophyta; Bacillariophyceae; Bacillariales; Bacillariaceae
Source: the annotation of a GenBank genome assembly
AUGACAAUUGACGGUGAACAGGGAAAUCCAUGCGCUGAGGAUGGCCAGAAGCUAUCGCAAAGUCAAAAGCUACAAGGAGCUUGCAAUGGAGAAACUAUUGUCCCAGCUGACAAACAGAAUCUUUCGUUCGAGCCAGUCCUCAAUGGCCCUCUCGUAAACAUGACACCAGACAAUGCUCCUGGAGUUCCUCAUUUCUUGGUUGCAAUGUCUGGUUCUAGAGAUUCAGGAAUAAUAGAUGGAUCAUCCGAUUGUCAAACACCAGUAUCAGCAAUUUCAGGAGGCAGUGGUGAUGGUGGAUGGGAUCCACCAAGUCCAGCAACAUCUUUGAAUCUUGGACUCGGAUCAGCCAGCAGCUUGAUGGAUUCGUCAUCAUCAGAGGCAUCAAACAAAAUCACGUUCAAACAAGAAACUUCAAAUUCUGCUUUGGAAGCUGUAUUGUCAGUCAUGUCUAAUACUUCUGACAAUUCUGGUGAAGAACCAUCUGGCCAACAGAUGAUGGCGGCGAUGGCAAAUGACAACGCUGGAUUGAGCCAACAAAAAGAGCUUUCUUCAGAAGCUACUCAUUUAGUAAAUACAAUUGAGGGGCAAAAUCGCAGUCCAACACGUUGCCAGAUGGAAAUAUCAAAUUCGAUGCCUGAUUCACGUAACAACGGUACCGCCACAAAUGGGUCGGAAGAAGAUGAGUCGGCAAUUAGAGCUGCACUUGUUGACAAACGUGUCCGCGUUGUCCACCUCCUCGGCGUCGGGUUCCUGUCCUUAUUCUCCGGAUUGUUUGCAAGUGUAUGGGCCCAAGCAUCUUGUGCAUUCUUUACAGCUAACAUUGUGGGAUACGCUGGAGAUGACGAUGCCUCUGGUGUCUUCUUUGAGGAAAAAUUGAGAUACGGUCUCUGGAGGUACUCACCUGGAGGCGACAGCGGCGUAUCCUGCACUUCAUACGGUUACGAUGACGAGGCAGAUGCUACAGUGAUUCCACGACUUGCCGGUGUUAUUGGGAUCAUGGGAGGUACCCUUGCACUUGCAGUUUUGUUUGCGUAUUUAAUCCUCGGAUAUGCUAAGAAAAAAAUAUGGGAGGUCGCAGUGGUUCUUGCAGUCAUGUCCGGAGUCUCGCAACUCUGCACCCUACUUUUCCUUGUGGUUGGUGUAUGCGAGAAGUAUGAAUGUGUUCCAGGACCUGGUGCCAUGGGGACUGUUAUCUCUGGUUUUUCCUUCUUCAUUCUGGGUUUCGAAAUGCUAAACAACAUGCCUCGAGAUCCUUAUGCCUUUACAAGCGGGUACUGCCCACCACAUGAAAGACCGUCUACAAUAUUACAAGGCUUCGAAGUAUCCGAUAUCAGCGAAUGGUUCAGAUCGUACCGCCAACGAAUAGGUGAGGAAAUUAGAGAAAGUCGUUUUCCGUCUUUGAAUGGGUUGCACCGGAGGAGACAUCAUGAAGAUAACCCACUUGGCGAAGGCAUGCUGGAUCAAGAUAUGUACGACCCUCCAAGCCGCCAGAUCGUGUAG